GAGCCCAGCAAUAAAAGGGUUAAGCCGGUGGGGAAAGGGGGAGGAGUCACAGGCAUCAUCACCCCUGUCAAAACACCUGCCCUGAAACGCCUGGGAAAGAGCAUAACGAGGUCCAUCAGUUUCCGGACAGAGGCACGACCUUUGCCCCCUGCUCCUAUUCGCUCGCGGCAGAAGGCCUCGUCGUUCCCGCGGCGACGCAGUAGCCAAUGCUGGAGUGACACAGUGGACAGUCACGACCUCACGGCCAAGGAGAUCAAACGACAAGAGGUGAUCUAUGAGUUGACGGAGGGAGAGAGACAGCUGAUCGAGGACCUCAGUCUGGUUAAAAAGGUGUACUAUGAGCCCAUGCUGAAGUUGGACAUCAUGACCGAGAGUGAGCUGGGACAGAUCUUUGGUACUCUGGACUCUCUCAUACCCCUCCAUGAAGAUCUCUUGGCUCGGCUGGAACGCCUGAGAGGAUCAGAAAAGACUGUUGGGGCAGUUGGAGUAACACUCUUCAACUGGUUCCCCUGUCUAGAGGCGUAUGUGACAUAUUGUUGUAACCAGGUGGAGGCUAAGGCCCUGUUGGACAUGAAGAAGCAGCAGAAACGAGUGGAGCAAUUCCUUCGUCUGUGCCAGGAGUCGUCUUUUAGCAGGAAGUUGGACCUCUGGAACUUCCUGGACCUCCCUCGCAGCCGAUUGGUCAAAUACCCGCUGUUGCUACGGGAGAUUCUGAAGAGCACGCCCCCAGAUCACCCCGAUGAAGACACACUGCCUGACGCUAAGCUCCAUGUGUUCCUGUUUGAGCUGUGUCUGGUUCUGACCCGCUCGGUGGAGGACAAAGAAGGGGGUGUGGUCUUUCAGGUGUACCGCCAGCCCCUCCCCACCGCCACGCUCCACCUAGAAGACCUACCUGACGGGGAGGGCGGCGGGGGAGGGGCCUUCAGGGGGGCCUUCACCAGCGGCAACGACAAAGUACGUAACUGUCUCCGGGUGUCCAGUAGGGGGCGCUCUAAGGCCCAGUCUCACAGUCUCCAGGCCAACGACUCAUUCAACAAGCAGCAGUGGAUCUCCUGCCUGCGCCAGGCCAUGGUCCAAUCACGAGACAGGGACGCCCAGGUCAGCCAAUCACCGCUGUCGUCCCGCCUCUCCCCAGACUUCGCCCUGUACCACAUCGCAGAGCUGAGUCUGAGCUCAGACACCGAGAUGGCAGACCAGAGCAGUCAAUGACCGAGCAGAGUGAUCCGUGACAGGCAGACUAGACAAAUCAAAGACUGAUCAACCAAUUGCUUAUCAAUAGUCCCAUGAUGCAUUUCGAGGUGGUGGUGUUAUUAAACAUGAAGGAUGUGUACGCUGGUCAGUACAGUUUUAUAAGGGGAGAGGGGGGGGGGUGUUAUAUUGGCUCGUAAUGUAAUGUGCCUUCUAGCCUGGAUGCCAGGCUGUUUGUGCUCUCUUGUCUCAACUCCUUAUGGAAUCGUUAUGCAGAACAAUGACAACGGAGAUCUGGGACGAGGCGGACAUACUGUGGAGAUCUGGGACGAGGCGGACAUACUGUGGAGAUCUGGGACGAGGCGGACAUACUGAGGAGAUCUGGGGUCUAUCAAGUUUAAAAACGACUCAAUCAUCAGACAUCUUCUAGAAUAGGAUGUGAUACUGAAUUAUAAUAUGUGCCUAGAGAACGCCAUUCGUGCCAAAAUAGAUGUUUAAACUCUCUGCGAUGUGAUUAUUGAUCACAUUGAUAACCUGUACAGAUUCAAGGCAAUAUUGAUGAAAGUAAAUGUUAUGAGUGAAGUGGGUCUUUUUUUUUUUUUUAUCGUGUUUUUAGAAUUUUUUUACUUGUUGCUAAUAAACUUAAAGAUCAAUGAA
Messenger RNA from Salvelinus sp. IW2-2015, 1845 nucleotides. The record is from RefSeq and is a predicted model, not a curated record. Lineage: Eukaryota; Metazoa; Chordata; Actinopteri; Salmoniformes; Salmonidae.